GCUCCGGCACACUCCCUCUCAGUGUGAAAGUGUCACUCCGCCUCUUUCUGCCUGCUGACUCCCUGCUCUCCUCGUCUCACCCGCUUUCCUCUCUGGUUGCCAGCAGCAUCUUGUAGUUAUGGAGCAGACGACAGUCACACAAAAACCAGGGCUGUCAGUCACCAAAGCCUCAACAUUUGAAUGUCAGGGAAUGAGGGACUUCAUUCUGCAGAGCAAUGAUAACUGGGGUUCAAACAACAACCCAGUUGUCACGCAGCCCGGCCUUGGUGUCACCAAGACAACCAUCACCACCAUCACACAGACAGGAGGAGACUGGAGCACGGGCCUCUUUGACAUCUGCAGAGAUAAGACCACAUGUAUUGUUGGAACUUUGAUGCCUUGUUGCUUAGAGCUGAGUCUGGCUCACCAGUACGGGGAGUGUCUGUGUCUGCCUGUCCUACCGGGGACCACGUUUGCCAUGCGAGUCGGAAUCAGGGAGCGGUAUAAAAUACGGGGCAACGUUUGUGAGGACUGGAUCACAGUGUACUGCUGUUACCCUGUGGCUGUGUGUCAGAUGAUCAGAGAGAUGAAGCAGAGGAUGAAGACUCAGACAUAUCAUGUGUCCACUGCUCUGGAGUGCUCCUGAAGAAGGCUGUUGCAGGAAAUGAAGCCUGUCGGUUUAAAAUUCAGUUCAGUUCAGACUGUUGAGGUGAAGCUGAGUCUACUGGUAUGAAUAGCAACAUGAAGAAUCAAUAAGGCUUGAACUGAGGCUAAAAUACCUCCGAAGACACCUUAGACAAUAUAUCAGCUCCACUCUAAGCCAUUCGUAGGACACUCGAAAGAGGAAACAUUGAUUGACAGCAUGAAUGGCAAGUUGAAAUACUCUCUGAAAUUCAUCUCUGCGUAGACUUGUGUUUCUACACGGAAGCAAAAAAAAAAAAUCAGCAUUCUGUAUAGAAAACAGGUGGCCAGACACAGUUUUUGAUUUCAGUAGCUGUCACUGU
Molecule: messenger RNA, 983 nt
Organism: Thalassophryne amazonica
Lineage: Eukaryota; Metazoa; Chordata; Actinopteri; Batrachoidiformes; Batrachoididae
Gene: plac8l1
Product: PLAC8 like 1
Exons: 4
Coding region: 119-625 (168 amino acids)
Source: RefSeq, a predicted model, not a curated record